UUUUUAUUUUCCGAACCCUUUUAAGAGUUACACACGAAACAGAAACGCAUGGUGGCUGUUUGUGUCAGGAAUGGUCAAUUAUAACUAUGUAAACACAAAUUAAACAGCUUUAUUUUAUUAUUUAUCUCAAUUAACACAUUUCUUUACAUCUAUACUGUUUUAGUCAUUUAAUAGCAGCACUUUCUUCCGUAAAAAAGAGAGGAACUCCUCACAGGCACUGCCUGGUGUAAAAAUGUCUAAAUGGAAGGGAAAACAUGCUGGAAGGAAGCACCGAGCUAAGGCUAAAGGAGAGAAAGAGGAGAGAAGUGUGGAAAAGAAAAAGACACAAUUUUUUCGACGUGUGAAGAAGAAACAGAAACGGAAAGAGAAGAAAACCGCGCACCUGCCGCCUAAAGAGGCUCAGGCCUUUUCAGCCAACUGGAAAAACCUUGCUGGUCUGCUGAACUGGAAACCGACUGCAGGGACUGAAAAGAGCGCUCUGCAGAAGGAAGAACCGAAGCCCCAGUCAGCAGUGAAUAAAGACUCUCACAGUGCAGCACAAAAAACAGACAAAAACGUAAAUAAAUCAGGACACAAACCCCAGAAGACCAUCAAUAAAGCAUCGCAUGAUGUGAAAACAAAGAGUCCAGAGGACGCUGGAGCCCAGCAGAACGGGAAGGGUCCUUCAGGCCCCAAACAGCAUAAAGCUGAGAAGAGGAAAGCGAAGGACAGUGGAGGUGGAGAUAAGAGGUGGAUAAACAAAAAGAAGAAAGCAGAAGAGGCGGAAAAGCAACCGACAGAGUCGGAUAUCUGGUUUGAUGAUGUCGACCCUGAUGACAUCGAGGCUGCACUGGGCUCGGAGGCUGCAGACCUCGUGAGGAAGAGGAGCGGUGUGGCAAAGAGCGAUGUGGAGAGUACGGAGAGACAGUUGGUAAAGGAGCGCGCUUUUGACGGACUGACGCACGCAGUCGCUAUGGACUGUGAGAUGGUGGGGGUGGGACCCGACGGAGAGGACAGCAUGCUGGCGCGCGUCUCUAUCGUGAACUAUUUCGGAAAGUGCAUCUACGACAAAUACGUCAAACCCACGGAGAAGGUCACCGACUACCGAACAGCCGUCAGCGGCAUUCGCCCUGCGGACAUCGAAAGCGGGGAGGACAUCAGCACAGUCCAGAAGGAAGUGGCUGAGAUUCUGAAGGGGAGAAUAUUAGUGGGACACGCUAUUCACAAUGAUCUAAAGAUUCUGCUGUUGGACCACCCAAAGAAGAUGAUCAGAGAUACACAAAAGUAUAAAGAGUUUAAGAAGAUCACAAAGAGUUCCCGUCCUGCGCUGAGAGUUCUGAGUAAGAAGGUUCUGAAUGUGAACGUGCAGCAGGGCGAACACUCCUCUGUCCAGGAUGCCCAGGCCACUAUGCGUUUGUACACAAUGGUAAAGAAACGGUGGGAGGCAGAGCUUAAGGCCGGAAGGAAAGCCCAGAAGAGCCCUCGCAAACCCAAAGCCGACAGCUGACCUGAGAGCAGCUCCUACACAGCAUACAGUGAGAGAACAAACACAGUCUCAGCUGACCUCAGAACAGCUUGGACACGAGAGACGAACACCCCGUUUCAAAACCCACUUCGACAGUACGGAGCUGUAAAUCCUCUUCAGUGUUUGACUGAUGACGUUUUGUUGUUUAAGCAACAGACAGGCUAAGACGGACUCUGCUGCGUUCCCAUUACUGAGUGCUUUUUCCAGCCAGAGUUCCAACACCGGGACCGAAUGUGACGCUAGUGCCUUUUUCUUGUUCGUAUACAUCAGGUUGUUUGAGGAUCACAGGUUUCACUCCCACCUGCCCGUCUUCUGCUCAUCAUUUCACAGGCAACUGUACGAUGUGGGAGCACACAAUGUUUUCCAGAUCUGUUUCCUGGUAACUGUUCCUGUGGUUGGAUUGUGUGUGAAUUUGCACAUUAGAGCUCAGUUCUCACUGUUCAGUCUCUUUUUAUAGUGACCAUUUUAUUGAUGAACGUCCCCCCCAUGUUCAGAACAAAGCUUGUCAGACUGAACUUUUCUAUGAGGAUUCUCUCCCUUGUGUUGAAUAUGUAAUAUUAAAAGGAAUGUGAAAUCCUCA
Colossoma macropomum (tambaqui) is the source of this 2084-nucleotide messenger RNA. It is a transcript of the gene rexo4, whose product is annotated as REX4 homolog, 3'-5' exonuclease. Bases 233 to 1486 code for a protein of 417 amino acids. Gene Ontology annotation, cellular component: nucleus. The record is from RefSeq and is a predicted model, not a curated record. The transcript is spliced from 9 exons. Gene Ontology annotation, molecular function: nucleic acid binding; 3'-5' exonuclease activity. Gene Ontology annotation, biological process: DNA catabolic process; rRNA processing. Lineage: Eukaryota; Metazoa; Chordata; Actinopteri; Characiformes; Serrasalmidae.